CUGAAUGUUAUAUGAUCCUACCACUUAUAAAGGAAUAAAAGGUGGCACAUAAUUUAAUGAAACUGAAUUUUUUGAAUCUUUAGCAAACAAAGCACCUAAAAGCAAGUCAAUUUAAUGUAACUUAAAGGUUAAGAAUCAAACCGCUGUUCUUAAGAAAAACAAAAAAUAAUCUACUUUAAGUGCAGAAAAAAAAUACACAUCUCCAAAAUUAAAAUCUCCUAUGAAGUUAAUUACCCAUAAGUAGAGUGGAUCUUCAUGUUCUUUAAAUUGUGAAGAAUAUAUUACUAAAAUAAAAUAAUGGAAUUAAAAUAUGAUGAAUAAAAUUGGCAGAACACAAUAAUUUUCUCCACCUAAGAAAGGUAUACUCGAAUAAUGUAUUGAGUCUUAUAUGAAAAAAUAAUAAUUCAAACGGAUAGUGACAUGA
Molecule: messenger RNA, 424 nt
Organism: Paramecium sonneborni
Lineage: Eukaryota; Ciliophora; Oligohymenophorea; Peniculida; Parameciidae
Source: the annotation of a GenBank genome assembly